AUGUCUGCGCUGAGCCUGGCAGAGAGGACCUGGUUUAAAGAUCUUAGUUCCAAAAUUCACAGCAUGGCUUCCGUCACAGUGCCGGUGACCCUCUCUGUCCCCGCCUCCAGUAAUGACACAACCUGUGAAACCCUGUAUGCCCACAAAAACUAUGCCCGUAUCUUCAUGCCGAUUUUCUACUGCAUAGUGUUUUUUGUGGGGUUGUCUGGUAACUGCCUCGCCCUCCACGUCAUCCGACCCAAUCUGAAAAAGAUCAACUCCACCACCUUGUACUCUCUCAAUCUCGUCAUCUCCGACAUCCUCUUCACGCUCUCCCUGCCUCUGAGGAUUGUUUACUACGCCAGGGGCUUCCACUGGCCUUUGGGGGAGGCGCUGUGUAAGAUUUCCGGCCUCGUCUUCUACAUCAACACCUACGCCGGGGUCAACUUCAUGACCUGCCUCAGCGUGGACCGUUUUAUUGCCGUGGUCCUGCCUCUGCGCUUUGCCCGGCUUAGGAAAGUCAGCAACGUGCGCUACAUCUGCAUCGGCGUGUGGAUUCUGGUUCUGGCACAGACCCUCCCCCUCCUCGGAAUGCCUCUGACCCACAAAGAAUCCGGCGACUUCACCACCUGCAUGGAAUACCCCAACUUCGAAACGGUCGACAACAUUGCGACCAUACUGAUCGGCGCUGUGUUUUUGGGCUAUAUUGUCCCGUUGGUCACGAUCCUUUUUUGCUAUUCCGUCUUGUGCUCCAAGCUCUGGAUGACGGCGAAAACCAACCACCUGACCGACAAGUCGGGCCGCAGUCGCAAGGCCAUCGGCGUGAUCUGUUGCGUGUCCCUGGUGUUCGUUGUGUGUUACAGUCCCUAUCACAUUGACCUCCUGCAGUACAUGAUCCGUAAGCUGGUGUCCGACCCAGACUGCGCCGAUCUUACGAGCUUCCAGGUGUCCCUGCACAUCACGGUGUGCCUGAUGAACCUAAACUCCUGCUUGGAUCCGUUCAUCUACUUUUUUGCCUGCAAGGGCUACAAAAGGAAACUCCUGAAGCUCCUGAAGUUGCAAGUCAGCAUGUCCUUUUCCAGCGCAGUCAGGACCUCUCCAGAAGGCUCCUCCAAGGACUUCAUCGACGGCAAAAAAAUCAAACUCAACAGCAUUGCUCCAGGUAUGAACAGCGAGAGAUCCUCAGAGAGGAGAUCAUAUCGAUAUGAUAUGAUGGUGGAUCAUAACUCCUCCAACAUGUCGGUAGAGUCCAGCGAUAUGGAUCCGGGGCAGGGCCCUCUGGAGUACCGCAUGGCGGCCCUGGUCUUCUACUGCUUCGUCUUCGUCAUCGGAAUCACGGUUAACCUCACCGCUCUGUGGGUGUUCGGCCUGACCACCAAGAAACGGAACUCCGUCACCGUCUACAUGAUCAACGUGGCGGUGGUGGACCUCACCUACAUCGUGCUGCUCCCUUUCCGGCUGGUCUACCUCCACCGGGACCACUGGCCCUUCGGGGACAUGUUCUGCCGGGUCAACGCGGCCCUGACCAUCUUCUACCCCUGCAUGGCCCUGUGGCUCUUCGCCUUGAUCAGCUCGGACCGCUACAUGGCCAUCGUCCAGCCCAGGCACGGGAAAGAGCUGAGGAACGUCCCCAAGGCCGUGCUGGGCAGCGUGGGGGUGUGGAUCAUGACUCUGGGCAGUACGCUCCCCUUGCUCUUCUCCGAGGAAGACCCCGACCGUCUCUCCAACUUCACCACCUGCGUCAAGAUGCAGGACGUCAUCUUCAUGCGCCACGACAACCCCAUCAACUUUGUGAGGUUGAUCUUCUUCUUCCUGGUGCCCAUCUUCAUCAUGAUCGGCUGCUACGUGGUGAUCGUGGACAACCUGGUCCACGGCCGCACCUCCAAGCUGAAGCCGAAGGUCAAGCAGAAGUCCAUCCGGAUCAUCAUCACGCUCAUCGUCCAGGUGCUGGUGUGCUUCGUGCCCUUCCACGUGUGCCUGGUGCUCCGGCUGCUGGGGGACGGCCGGGACGGGGGCUUCAGCACCUGGGCGGUCUUCACCACCUUCCUGAUGAACCUGAGCACCGUGCUGGACAUCAUCCUGUAUUACAUCGUCUCCAAGCAGUUCCAGGACCGGGUCAUCAGCGUGAUCCUGUACCGGAACUACCUGCGGAGCGUCAGGCGGAAGAGCAGGCACACGCACACGGGAAGCGUCAGGUCCAUGAGCAACCUGACCAGCGCCAUGAUCUGAAAAACCGCCGAUUCGGGGCGUCUCGACCCAACCGCGCAAAGCCCCGUUCGUGCUUUUGGGAAAAAAAAACGUAACACCGAACGCACCGCGGCGUACUUUACACGGUUAAUUAUAAAAAAAAGGAACAAAAAAUUCCAAUUAAUUUUUCAAGGUGUGAUUUACACCGGCAGUAUGGGAGUGCUGCUGUUGUGGCGAAGAAAAAAACAACAAAAAACAUCUGUGUUCAGAGAUGAUUGACUCACCCAAGAGAAUUGAAAUGUUUUCUGUUUUCUGUGGCUCAGCUGCGAGAACCUGCAGAUGAAAAUAAAGCCCCUAAUCGUACGAAAACCCAGCUAACAGUAUCCCACCGCCUGCUGUGAUCGCACGGCGAAACGCUUCUCCACCGUCUAACCGCGUCAUAAAGGGUCUCCACGGCCUCCGCAGGAAACGGCGGCGGGUUUCUAAAAGGUUGCUAUUUUUAAUGUUUCACUCAGUGAAUGUGUUUAAUCUCUGUGUCUGUGGCAUAUCAGUCCCACGCCGGCCAGAUGAGCAAACCUUUUCAUAUCGAGCACGACGUCAUGAAACAAAAUGGUGUAAAUAAAAUUGAGCAAAGCUGUUUAAACCUGAGCCCAGACCGGCGUUGGAGGCCUUUCUAAAAACCUGCUGUAAAUGCUCUGGCCAGGUGAUGGCAGCAUGGCACAGCUAGAGCUCCUCCACCUGCCAGAGCUCAAAAACAUCCAGGUUUUUUGAAAAAAAAAACUUUUUCAAAGCGGGCACCGAAAGAAUUCGGUGUCUAAUUCGUCUCUCGGUAGCUUUGUUUAGCUACAGUUUUCUUUCGCCUAAACUGGUCGCCUUUAAGAUAAUCAUCAGUUUUUCAAGUUAACAACAGCCUCCACAAAAAGGAAUCUGACUAAAGUGUGUUUAUGGUGCAAUGUGAAUUGUAUUGAUUAGAUGUUAAAUGAUUCAGUUGCUUGAAGUGCAUUUACAGUAACAUGCUCAAGAGAUGUCAGGGAGGCUAUUUGCUAGAUUUACUGCAACCUUAACCUUUAAACAGAAAACCUUUUCAGCGCCGGGACAUUUCAGUGUCAGCCCUCUGCUGCAGGUAUAAAACGCAAUUUAUUCUUUUAUGUGUUUCCUAGAUUAGAGGCAAGUAAUGAGUCAGUGCUGAUUGGUGGCAGCCAUGUCACUUAGAGGAGGAAAAGUUCAAAAGCUUCAAAUGUUUGCUGAACAAAUGUCAGCUCAAGAUAAGAUUUCAGUUUUUUGGACACACCACCAACACAUGGCAAAAACCUGAUGUUAACAAACAAAUAUUCCAGAACAAAAAUCGGGAAAAUAAUGGCAAUUUACUUCAACAAGCAUCAGAUGAUACAUUGUAAAAUGCAGCAAAUGUGAAAAUGUGUUGAUACACAAGUUAGCAUAUUUCCUAAAACACUAAAGCAAACUAGAAAGUAAAAAAAUCUUAUCAAUGCAAAAGAGCAUUUCUUGAAAAAAAAAAAAGAAACAGAAAACAACAACGUAUCCAUAAAACCUUUCAACUAUCAGCUAUUGCUUCAGAUAACCAAACCCUAGAUACGUGAACAUUUCCAAAAACACAAAAUCAGAACAAAAACAUCGGCAAAUUAUGAAAGAAUGAAAACACGGUGAAGCUGGCAAAAGCGCACAAUUGGUCGAUUUGUUUGGUGAAAACGGGUGUUUGCCAACAAAGGGUUUUCCAUUUAGUUUCAUCUUCUUUUGUCAAGUCACAUUUUUGUCUGGUGUACUAUUCGGCUCAGAAUCACCACUCAGACUAACCUGAACAAAAAUGUGAGUCGGUGUGAUGCUUCUUUUAGUCAGACUUUGCGCUGUGACCUCCCAUACAAUAGAAAUACUCAGCCUCGACCCAUUUUUUAAAUCUCCGAUCGUAGAAAUGAUGGAAUCCAUAUGGGGUUUGGCUGACUUGCACAAUCUUCCUAGGUGAAGACGUGGUCACUCCAUGUGAUAUAGCGAGGGUAGAUUUACACUGUGUUAAAUACGAGGAGGCAGACUACAAGAUUUCCAUCUCACAUGGAAUAUCGGCAACUGCACUCCAUCAUAUGGUGAUAGGUUUAUUUGCCGGUGGACUACAAGUGGAUUUAUAACCGGGAGGCCAAAGGUUGAAUGAAACAUCAGAGGGUUGUCUAUCUGUCCCACCUGUUAGGCAUCAAAGAAAAAAACAGCUAUGCUGCUCACUGCAACUGGCAUUUAAAACAAUUAAGUUUCCUGUCAAGUCCCUGUGAUGAAUUAUCCGGAAGCUUUACCCGCCGUAAUUCUAAAUCUUCCCAACAAGUGCCUUUGUUGUAGAGAAAUUAAUGAAAACAAGAUUCUCUUUCAUAGGAGCUGAUCUAACAGCGCGACAGCCAGCUGCUCUUCUUUGGGAAUAAAAAAAAAAAAGCCACAAAAAAGAAAAAAAAAAACAGUCAGCAUUAAGCCCAGCUCUCACAAAAUACUUUUUUUUUUCUUCCCAUCGCGUGGAAAACAAAUCAGGCGGCGGGCGCGGUGGCCAUCUGUUUUGUUAUUUGAUAUGUGUGAAUACAUGUUGUAAUGACUUUGUUUGUGAAUCGCUCUGCGCGGCGGAACACACGAGAGCUCUCGAAGUGCUGGAGUGUUCAAAGCUAAUCAUAUAAUUGGACACAAUAGUCGAUGACAAAUGGAGAUGCUCGGAGCCAGCCAGCUGGGGAAGUGAAUAUGUAAUCAUUGUAAAAUCAUAUCAUUUUUGCAUAUUUGAAGACAGCUUAAUAGAGUUUGCGUGUCGGCCCACCGUCAGAUGAUGAUCAGAGACAAUGCGGCCGAAAUUUGUUUGUCAAAAAUCGUGCUUUGCGGGGGCCAUUUACCUUGAUCUUGAUUAAAAGU
Menidia menidia (Atlantic silverside) is the source of this 5055-nucleotide messenger RNA. The record is from the annotation of a GenBank genome assembly. NCBI's taxonomy places the organism in Eukaryota, Metazoa, Chordata, Actinopteri, Atheriniformes, Atherinopsidae.